This is a messenger RNA of Amphimedon queenslandica, 768 nucleotides long. RefSeq names its product tyrosyl-DNA phosphodiesterase 2-like. Gene Ontology annotation, molecular function: 5'-tyrosyl-DNA phosphodiesterase activity; single-stranded DNA binding. NCBI's taxonomy places the organism in Eukaryota, Metazoa, Porifera, Demospongiae, Haplosclerida, Niphatidae. The coding region runs from base 1 to 768 and encodes 255 amino acids. Gene Ontology annotation, cellular component: PML body; cytoplasm. Gene Ontology annotation, biological process: double-strand break repair. The record is from RefSeq and is a predicted model, not a curated record. The transcript has a single exon.
AUGGCUGAUUCUGCCAACAUUACUCUUUUGAAUUGGAACAUCUAUGGCCUUAAUGCAGGACACCUCAAAGAGAGAACAGAGUACAUAUGUGAUUAUAUCCUCUCUCGCUCUCCUACUGUAGUAUAUCUACAAGAAGUGGUCCAUUCAACAUGGCCAAUGAUCACAAGCAAGCUAAAAGAGGACUAUGCAUGCUACUGUGGCGUCCCUAGAUGUCACUACUUCAAUGGUUUGCUGGUUCGUAAAUCCUCAGAGAUCACGCCACUCUCCGAAAGAGAGGAAGUCGUUGAGUUUCCAACUUCAGGGAUGGGCCGAUACCUGAUUGGGCUACCAGUCUGUGUCCACGGUAGCAAAUUGUACUUUCUUACAUCGCACAUAGAGAGCCUCGAUCAGGACAGAAAUAUAAUUGAGAGAAAGAAGCAGAUACGGGAGGCACUAAAGAUAAUGACAGACAAGCAUAAAAAUGACGGAUUUGUCUCUUGUGUCUUUGGAGGUGAUCUCAACACUAAGGACAAUGAAAUCUCAGAAAUUGGACUACCAGAAGGUGUGGUUGAUGUUUGGGAGGCUACAGGCUCCAACUCUAAGGAGAAAAAAACGUGGAACACCAAUGUACCUGUUGUACGCUGUGACAGAGUUUAUUUUUGUCCACAGGAAGGGCCAUUAGCACCCAAUAGCUUUAGUCUGAUUGGUGGGGAGAGAUUAAAGGGCCUGGGCUGUUUCCCUAGUGAUCAUUUUGGGAUUUGGAUUGAAUUUAAAUUGAACAAAAAAUAA